Molecule: messenger RNA, 686 nt
Organism: Spea bombifrons (plains spadefoot toad)
Lineage: Eukaryota; Metazoa; Chordata; Amphibia; Anura; Pelobatidae
Gene: ZNHIT3
Product: zinc finger HIT-type containing 3
Exons: 5
Coding region: 132-581 (149 amino acids)
Biological process (GO): maturation of LSU-rRNA from tricistronic rRNA transcript (SSU-rRNA, 5.8S rRNA, LSU-rRNA); snoRNA localization; box C/D snoRNP assembly
Cellular component (GO): nucleus; pre-snoRNP complex
Molecular function (GO): protein binding
Source: RefSeq, a predicted model, not a curated record
UCUGAGCAAUCCGGAUGUGAGGUGCGCACGUGUUUUUUCUAUGGUUCUCCGUCUCCAUUUGAGCGGUAUCUCUGGACGCAGCAACAUUUAACUCGGAAUAAUUUGCGAAGGACAAACCAGGGCUUGGUGCAAUGCAGGAAUGCUGCGUGUGUUCGUCUGGGUCACCAAAGUAUCGCUGCCCUGGUUGCAGGGAUAGAUACUGUUCCGUUUCCUGUUGCAAGACACACAAAGAACAAUGCAUUGGUAAAGCAACUGAAGGAGUCACAGAUGUCUCUUCUUCACCUCCGGUAAGAAGAGCAGAAUCAUUAAAAUACAAAGGUCAUUUGCUUGAUGAGGAUGACGAGUCUGACAGAAUUUCUGAGGACAGAUUGAAGCUUUUAGGGGAAUCGGAAGAACUGAAGUAUUUACUAUUAAAUCCACACCUCAGGAAGCUUCUCGUUAACCUUGAUCACGCUGCGAAAAAAGAAGUGACAGUGAAGGAAUGUAUGCAAGAGCCGCUGUUUGUAGAGUUUGCUGAUAGAUGUCUGAGCAUUAUAGAACCAGACGAGAAGGAAAACAGAUCUCCAGAAUUAGAUCAAUAAGAGCCUUUUCUUAUAUAGACAAUAGACAAUCCCACUGGCUUUUAGAUGUAAUGGACAUAUUUUCUUCAAACAAUAAAUAUAUAUUCUUCUUUGGAAUCAAGCUUA